Messenger RNA from Anopheles bellator, 4659 nucleotides. RefSeq lists its product as uncharacterized. Lineage: Eukaryota; Metazoa; Arthropoda; Insecta; Diptera; Culicidae. The record is from RefSeq and is a predicted model, not a curated record. The transcript has 13 exons. The coding region runs from base 1 to 3765 and encodes 1254 amino acids.
AUGGUAGAGCCCGGCUCUAGGGCGAUCCGCUGCGUCGUGGUGGGCCUGAUCGCGAUCAUCGUCUGUCUGCAGGUCGGCGAGGGACACGUUGCCCUAACGUUCCCGCCGGCCCGGAAGUACGACCUGGACUUUCUCGACAACUCCCGCACCAAGGCGCCGUGUGGGAUGCCCAAAGGUUCACUGAAGACGUCAUUCAUCGAGGGCAGCACGUUUAACGUCUCAUGGCAUCUGGCGUACCCGCACCGGGGUGGCUUCCGGCUGGAGGUACUCGACACCAAGGAGAAACCGGUGCUGAACCUGACACCGAGCAGCAAAGAGAAGCGCUUCGUGCGUGACGACGCCACGGCACAGCAAUACCAGGUGGCGUUGCCGAGGAACUUUACGUGCCGCGACUGUACGCUCCGGUUGGUGCGGCAGGCGGACGAAUGGGGCGGCAACUAUCGGUUCUGGUCGUGUGCCGAUGUGGACAUCGUUCCGCGCCGCGAACAUCACGAGACCUGCUCCGGCCACGGAAAGUCCAUUGCGCGGUGCAAGUGCGACCGGAAGUACUACGGCCAGCGGUGUGAGUUCUGGGACGAGUGCGUCUCCAACCAGGACUGUGGCAUCCAGGGUACGUGCGUGGACCUGGGAGGAACGUCACUGCCGCGUCGCCAGUGCUAUUGCCGGCUCGGGUGGUACGGUGCCGGGUGUAACAAAAAAUCGCCCAUCAAGUCGACCGACAUCGACUACUCGGUGUACAAGGCCAAGAUUCUGUCACCGGACCUGAACGUGUACUGGCGUGUGCUGAAGGACCAGGCCGAGAUCGAGGUGGUGCUCAAGGUGAACGGGACGUCGUGGGUUGCCCUCGGCUGGAGGCCGCGCAAGCUGACGGCCGAGUGUAAGAACUUUCCUCUGAUCGGUGGAACCCCUGCAGCGGGUACGGCCGAACCCGAACCGGCCGUUGAACCCACUUCGGAACCAGAACCCAAGUCCGAACCGGAACCUGGAGCAGAACCGGGAGCCGAGCCGGGCGCCGAGCCUGGAGCAGAGCCAGAGCCCAAAUCUGAACCGGAACCGGGCGCAGAGCCUAGCUCGGAGCCGGAACCGAAAAGUGAACCAGAGCCCGGUGCAGAGCCGGCGUCGGAACCAGAGCCCGCCGGAGAACCUUCAUCGGAACCAACACCAGAACCCAAAAGCGAGCCAGAACCGGGAGCAGAGCCGGGAGCAGAGCCAGGAGCGGAACCAGAGCCCAAAUCGGAACCCGAGCCUACGGGCGAGCCCGAACCGGACAAUGUUACGGCGGAACCGACCGCGGAGCCCAAGGUUGGCGGUAGGCGGAAGGGCCGUGCCGUACCGUCGGCUGAACCCGAGCCAAAGUCCGAACCUGAGCCAAAGUCCGAACCGGCCUCGGAACCGACGGCCAAACCAAAGCCCAAAGGAACCCCGCCGCAGCAGACACCGAAGCUAAAGCUGAAUCCCUACACACCACGCCACGACUUCAACCCGAUGGACUGUACGGACAUCGUGAUCGGAACGGCACGGGGCGAGAACCACCGGGUCUGGGAUUACUACACCCGCGACCGGUCGACACCUCGGGUGGACAGUUUCUGGGGCGGAAAGUCGGACCUCACGGCUACCGGGGGCUUCGAGAAGGAUGGCGUCACUACGAUCGUGUUCCGCCGGAAGCUGGACGCCAGCGAACCGACCGAUCACGCGAUCGUGGACGACCUGAUGCACGUGAUCUGGGCGCGGGGCCAGGAACCGGGUGCGUACGUACACUCGCCACCUUCGGGCGUCGAGAAGGAGGCGGCAUCGGUCCCGGACUUUUAUCAACCGGACGAGCUGAAGUACCACGGACAUCGCAGUCAGCGAGGCGUGACGCAGAUCAACUUCCUGGAGGAAGAACCGAAGGUGGUGCCGGUGGGGGCGAAGACGAACGGGUCGCCAACCGCUGGAACCGAGGGAGAACCGGUUCCGGCCAGCGAAGGAGUGAUCGUACCGGCCGGACCGGUAGGUCACGAGCUGGACAACGAGUGCCACGGAUUCUACAAGUUCCCGCGCACCUGUGAUCCGGAGCAGGCUAACUGUGAGUACUUCCUCAGCUGGCAGACGGUGGCCCGCGGCGAAGCCGUACACUUCCACCUGGAGACGAAGAACACGGCCACGUGGACCGGAGUCGGGUUUAGCGACGAUCAGAAAAUGUCCCAAACCGAUGCCAUCAUCGGGUGGGUGGACAAGAGCGGUCGCCCGUUCCUGAUGGACACCUGGAUCAACGGAUACUCGGCACCGAAGCUGGACGAUCGGCAGGACCUGUACAACGCAUCCGGAGCGAUCCAGAAUGGGCGCACGGUGCUGGACUUUACCCGCAAGCGCAUCACGGGCGACGACUCGGAUCUGGACUUUACCGAGGAACGCUGCCUGUACCUGAUGUUCCCGAUCGAGGGCGGUGCGUUCAAUCCGGUCAACAAGAAGCUCGGCAAGCACGGCUCGGUCCCGGUGGUCACCGACACGCGAGUAUGCAUCAAGUCGUGCGCGAAGCAGUUCGAACAGCUGGCCACGAUGGCCGCGACACCGGCGGUCGAUCGACUCGCGUACGGUGCCUCGAUUAAGUUGACGAACCUGGCCAGUGGGUUCCAGGUGCCGGCAAGCGGAAGCCCCGAGCACCGGGAUCUGUCCAAGUCCGUCACGGAGACGUUCAACGGAGUGCUCAAACAGGUGCCCGGAUUCUACAGGACCGAUGUGCAGGACUUUGAAAAAAUGGCCGAUGGAAGCGUCGUGGUGAAGAUGAACAUUCUCGUCGAUAAGGACCAGAAGAAUGGCAGCCGGAAUGUGCUGGCCGACGAUCCGGCCAAGCUCGAACAGACCAUCCACAACCUGAUGGUGAACAAUCUGUCCUCGGGCAAGGUCGGUACGUUCUCCGUGGAUCCAACGUACCUGGAGUUUACGCAGCUGGAAGGGCAAGCCACAUCCCCGAAGGAGGAGGACGAGCUGCUCCCGGCCGGUGUGCGGCUCUACCUGAUUCUCGGUUGCAUCGCGGGUCUGGUACUGAUCGCGAUCAUUCAGGCGACCUGUACGAUCGUGAAUACGCGAAGAAGUAACCGAUUGAAGGACCAACUGAUUCCCAACUCGGCCUGGAAAGACUACUCGUCCAACACCAACUACGCGUUCGACAACUUCGAGGCGGAGUCAAAGGGUCACCACCACAAGGGUCGCUCGUCCGGAGACCGGGGCUACAGCAACGGCAAUAGCCAGCAGACGACCCUGCAGAUGUCGCACUCACCGAACAAGUCGCAGUACUACGAGAUCGACCGAACGGACGGUGGUCACGGUAUGCCGACUCACCCGCGGGGAGACCAUCGGAACGGUAAUCCGGCGUACGGGGGCCCAUACCCACCCUCCGGACAGCCUCGUCACGGGUACGACCGGACUGGCGACCGGUCCACGUCCUACGCUGACCGAGCAUACUCUCUGCCACGACCGAUGCACCAGCAACAAAUGCAGCACCAUCAACAGCAGCAGCAGCAACACCACCAUCAGCAGAUGCAAUCGCAGCGCCCCAACGACUACUACACGCAGGAUCGUCGCGGCAAGUCCUCCCGUGGAGCGCAGCCCUCCGGCGGCAACGGCAGCCACUACCCAGCCCAGUCUGGCAAUGGACAUCACCCACAGCAGCAGCAGCAACGAUCCGUGCCGGACACGUCCGAUCUGUACUUCACGCCGACCCAGCGGAAGUACUCCGGCGAGGUCGUCCGAGUGUUUGUCGACUACAACAAGGACAAGAAGUAAAUGAUGAAGUAGUAGUAGAUGAUGGCCUCCCCGCCCAGGGAGGUCUUUAUGAUGACGAUGAUGUGGAAGAGUUCCCAUUUUCACCACAAACAUUCUGGACACAUACACGCAAACAUUCAUUACCGAAACGGAGAUGUAGGUGAGAGAAGGAGUAAAAGUUGGAAACAAUACUCCUCGAAGGUGUCGAAGAGAGCGAGCGAGAGAGAGAGAGAGAGAGAGAGAGAGCGCCGCAGACAGUCCUCAGAGUCAACUAACCAGUCCGCCGAAUAUUACGUGUACAUACUAUGUUUUAUUAUUAUUAUUUUCGGAACAUUGUUUUCUUGAUUUUACGAUAAGUACGGCAGCCGCCCAAGCGCCAAUCCGAGCGCCAGAGUAGAUAGUUAGUGAGGGUUCUUCGUGUAGAGUUCUUUUAAUUGACGUUUUAUUCUGUACAGUGGACAGUCUGUAGAGUAGCCCCAGGAAACCCCAAAGCCGAUCUUUCACCUUCCGCCAAUUCCCAGGCCCAUUAGGACCCUCCCCAUUCUUAUUAUUAACCGUCGGGCUUCCUGGUGGGCCUCUCCCGUGUGAGGAGUUAAGUAAUAGUAGGGCCAUUACAGCAUCAGCAACCGCACCUGGGAGGGCACACGAAGUAGAAGUACUACCGUAGGGUAUAGGCUGUCGGAGACACCUUCUGUCCACCCUGAAAAUGGUGGGCUACUUUCUAAGCGCGAAACAAAAGAAGCAACGAACCUCGGCGGCAGAACCAGCCGAGUUGCCAGUUUGUGUCGCGUCCACCGUCGGCCAGGAUCCAUAUUUUAAUCGCUUCGCCCUCGUGCCCAACACAAUAGAUCGGGCACAAUCGGGCGGGUGAAUAACAAAUAAAAAGUGAACACACAACGAACCAGAGAGCCAGUA